This is a messenger RNA of Drosophila virilis, 4442 nucleotides long. RefSeq names its product protein slender lobes-like. NCBI's taxonomy places the organism in Eukaryota, Metazoa, Arthropoda, Insecta, Diptera, Drosophilidae. The record is from RefSeq and is a predicted model, not a curated record.
CAAGUGUAUUAUAAAUAUGAAAAUAUAGGUUUUUGUACGAACACAGAGAUUAAGAAAGGAGACUAACGGAAAUUGAUCACAACAAAGCUCAUAUGCAACAGUAAAUCUCCAAAUUAAGAGACGGUGCUCGCUUUGCAAUGCUUGGUUAUUUCAUCUCUAAGUUUAGCGUCGGUUGCUUGCUCGCUGAAAUUUCACAAUUGUAAUUAGCAUUGUAGGAUUUUUCUGUUACUUUAAAUAUUAAAAGAAAACUGUUAAGAAUUGCAUGUCAAGAAAAUUGAAAUGGAUGACGAUAAUAACGACGCUCCACGUGUAACUCGCGCACGUACACGCCGCCUGUCCGUCCUGGAUACAGACAGUCGCCCUUUGACGCCCAUGCUGGAUGUGGCCGCCGACCGGGCAUCUCCGCGUCCAAUGCGCAGAACUCGCUUAAACUCGGCAACAGUCGAUUUGAGGACUCCGACACGCGCCACGCGCUUGUCGGUGGCCCGUGGAGAGACUCCAGAGCCUGCCACCCCUACUGUGACCUUGUCCUCUGUCAAACGGGGCACCCGCACACCGGCAAAAUCUGUUCGUAAACAGUUGCCGUUACCAGAGGACGUAAAUGAAGAAGAAUCUAACACAAAGAUGCAAGUGCAGACAAAGGCUGAGCCUGACAAUGAAAAAAUGAACGUCGUUACCGAAGAUUCUAAAGCUGCUGUUGUUGACUCCAGACCUAUGCAGACACAGUUUGGUACGCCACCAGAUGAGAGGCGUGUGACGCGUUCAAUGUCGAAAACGCCUCCGGUGAUUGGACGCGCUGUAAACAAUACGCCUCAGCAGGAAUUUGAUACGAAAAAUUCACCUGAAGGAAAAAAAAAACAAACAAUGCAGUCGAUUGAAAUAGCCACUGAAAUUGUAGAUUCGCCAGUUGAAGCACAACAGUCGAUGCACUCCGAUGAAAGCGUUACUAAAGAAUCAGUUACCACCACUAAAGUGGGGGAUAAGUCCACACUAAAAGCAACUCCCAAAGUUAAGGUCAAGGUCAAAGACAUUCUAAUUGGAAACCAAGAGGAUAUGUCAAAAGUUGACAAUGUAAUAAUUGUGUCCAAUGUAGAUGUAGCCAAGAAUGACGACCAAGUUGGAAUAAUAGCAGAGCCUAUCGAAGACAAAGAGGAGAUAAAGCAGUCCGCUGAGAUCACUGAUAAACCCUUUUCAACUGACGGGAAUAUAUCUAUGAAGCAGCGUGACGUGCCGCCUAAGAGUGAUGAUACAUGUACUCAUGCUCAUGUAAUCGAAGAUGUCCGUUUGCCAGAUCUAACACCUAAUAUAAAGACUCGUUUGGUAGAACAAAAACGGUCAGGGCCUAUGAAGAGUGUAGGGUUCAAUAACAAUGGUCAAGUUGAUGAGCCUAUCAAGCAGAAAUAUCCAAAGACCCCUGCACGCGUAAGUACGCCUGCGGGAGAUGUUUAUAGCCUCGCUGGUCGUAAGGCUAAUAGCGAGGUAAGGGAUAAGAGCGAGACGCCCUUAAAGCCCAUAAUCUUAAAGGGACGUAACAGCUCAACUCCUCUAACAAAGCUAGAGCCGUUGUUGAGCCAAGCUAAUGGGUCCAAUGAGCAAAAUCCGCCUCCACCACAAAUUGAUAUGAUAAAACCUCUCUCAGCGUUGGAAGACAAGGAAGAGAAUGUCCAGACAGCUAAAGAGACUCCCACCCGACGUCUUGUAAGCGAAGACGAGGAUGAAGAGGAAGAUGAAUAUGAAGAGAGUCCUGUGUGCGAGUUUUUUGCUAACGAGGUAGAGGUUAUUAAUAAUUAUCAGUCUGGCGACUCAAUGGACAGUUCCGUCCGCCAUGAAAUCGAAGAAAAUGAAAUACCGCACGAUGGUGAAUCUGUGGGCAGUCAGGACACAGUUGAUGAUGACUCUGAUGACAGUGCUGAUGAAAAAAUGUCGUUUAUAGUCUCCGAUAACGAAGUUGACGACAAUGAUAUUGAAUCUUUGUGCUUCUCGUCUGCCUCUGAAGAAGCUGACAUGGAACCAAAAAAACGGCGUCGUAUUAUUGUUCAUGACAGCAGUGCUGACGAGGAUCCUGAAGAGAAUAAAGAAAUUAAGAUAAAUGAUUCUACGGAAGAAGAUAAACCAGCUGAAAAAUCGAUACAAAUGGAUGAAAAUGAGAGCGAUAUGAAUAGAGAAGGUCAGCUGGCAGUCGAACAAGCCGACAAGAUAUCAACAUGCGACAAAUCACCGGAAUUAAAGCCAAAUGACAACAAUGAUAUUGAAUCUUUGUGCUUCUCGUCUGCCUCUGAAGAAGCUGACAUGGAACCAAAAAAACGGCGUCGUAUUAUUGUUCAUGACAGCAGUGCUGACGAGGAUCCUGAAGAGAAUAAAGAAAUUAAGAAAAAUGAUUCUACGGAAGAAGAAAAACUAACUGAAAAAUCGAUACAAAUGGAUGAAAAUGAGAGCGAUAUGAAUAGAGAAGCAGGUCAACUGACAGUCGAACAAGCCGACAAGAUAUCAACAUGCGAGAAAUCACCGGAAUUAAAGCCAAAUAAUUCCGAUCCCCCUAACAAAACAGCGCCACAAAUUGGCAUAAACUUGGGCGAAGAGUUUCAAAAAGAUGCGGAUCUAUCGGUGGAAGAGCUUCUUUCCAGUUCCAAUGAGAGCGACGAGCACGAGGUCAAAAAAAAUACGAGCAGGAGCAUCUAUGAAGUGCUCGAUUCUGGUGAAGAAUCAAGUGAAGACAAAGAGUAUGUUUGUGAUAAGCCAACACCUGAAGAUAAUGAAACCACUAGAGAGGAUGAAAAAUCGAAUUCAAACGAAAAACUCGCUAAUUUUCAUGAAUCGCCUAUCGUUAAAGAAGAAAAGCCAAUUUCUAAUGAAGAGAAACAAGAGGUGGUUGUCAAGUCAGUGGUACCUAUUAGCGAAUCGUCGUCAUUCCAUGCAAAACAAAAGCGUGAGGAAGAGGCAGCACUUCUGGGUGAACUCUCCUCCUGCGACUUAUCGCACUUGCGGCAAAUGUUCAAUCCCCUCCAGAAGUCGCGGCGGCAAACUCUGUACGUACAGGAUCCACAUAAAGCCCCUAAGGAGCCGAAACCAAAAUUGAAACGUCGCAGUGAACAAUUGAACAGCGAUGUCAAACCAUCGCAAUCGUUUAUAGAAACUCUGGCCGAGGAAAAGAUCCAACUGAUGAAGCGCAAGCGUAUGUCAAAGAGUUUUUGCGGAGCUGUCGAUGGCUUGGACACCAGCGUACUAUCGGAAAUGCAAAAUAAAAAGGCCAAAUUCGGUGAGUCAGCAGCUAGCGAUAACGAAAUGGGUGUGGCAGUCGAAGCUGUUAAAGAGGAACUGCCCACUCCCGCUCCAAUGUCGGAAGCGAAGGCCAAGGAUGAACUGUCCGUAGAAAAAGUAGUCCAGCCAAAGAGUCGCAAUGAUUAUAUAGAAUAUUGCGAUACCCUGAUCCGGGCGGCAAAUGAAGCGAAGCUGGAGGAGAAGAAAAAACGUAUCGCAGCGGGCAAGAAGCAAAAGAGUCGCCUGUACGCUGCUACUCUGUCUACUUGCAUUGCCGACCCCGCCAAUGGCCCGUCAGUUGCCGCAGCCGCAACUAAAUCGGUGUCGGAAAAGCCGACUAAGAUUAAAAAGGAUGUGAAACGUCUGCAAGCCACCAAGCAAGCUAUCAAGCGUGCCAUGCAGCUGCUAGCGCCUGAUGCAGCAAAUAAAGAGCCCCAGUCGCUGGCUCGGAAACUGUCUCCUCAACCGGAUAUUAAUGCCAAGCCCGCAAAGUCUAAGCAGCAGACGAAGACGAAGACAAAGAAAAAGAAGCCCACAGUUGUACAAAAGUCCCCAGUAAAGAGCUCCGACGAAGAAAAUCACCAUAUCCCCAAACGUAUUAAAACGAGUGCCGGUUAUGUAACGGUCAUGUCCAAGAAAGAACGAAGAAGAAUUGAAACAUUUAAAACAUCAUCCAGCAUCGUGGAAGUCGAGCCCUGCACUCCCACCCAAAAGUAUUUUAAAGAGGUUCUAGCAUCACCCAAAACCCGUCACGGGUUUAAAGAGAUGCCUGCCACCCCGAAAACGUCUAAAAAGAAGUCGACUGCUGUACGUAACCCAGCUACGGAGGCGGCUUUGCGCUUUAAAAGGGAAAUAUUUGGUAGUAGUUAUAAAUAAGUACAUUUAAUAUUAGCAAUUAGUUAGCCUUUGGUUGUCAACGCAGUUAUGUUCUUGUUUAAGUUUAAAAAUGUUCUAAAUUUGGAUUUUUUCAUUGGAAAUUUUGUUGCAGUUAAUAGUUAAUGCUAAGGAAAUCGAAAGGAAAUUAUAUAUUUGUAAUACAGUAAAAGAUCGGAACAAAGCUUAACCAACCUAAACAUGUUUAAAUAUUACAUUUGUUCUGAUUAAAUGCACGUUAAAAUUUAAUAACUAUUGUGAGUUUAAAAUUUAAUUGUUAAAAAUGGUACCCAUGAGCAUACAAAACCAUA